ACCUCUUUGGCAAAGACUCUUUGCCAUUAAAUUCAAACUGAUGUUCAUAUGUUUAAUUUUAUCCUCUGGUUGUUGAUCACUUUUUACCUUAAUUAGUUGUAUUAAUUUAAGAAUAAUUAAUUGUCUGGUACAUUCUUUUAAUCCAAUUGGAGCCCAUGAUCAUAUCAAUUGACCAACAUUCUCAUUGAUAGUUAACAUAAUCUCAUCUGUUCAUCUCCACAAGGAAUUGUUUUUGUUUUUGUUUACUUUUGUUUUCCUUUCGCUUUCACUUUCUAUCUCUUAUUAUUAUUGGUUUAUUUUGUUGGAACCAAUUUUAUUAAUCAUUUUGUUUUGAUUUUUAGCUUCCAUUUGUUGAUAUUUACAUUGUGUUCUAAUUGUGGCAAAGGAAAACAUCAAGUUACAGUUGAUAAUCUUCAUCAAUGGUGAAAACCUUGUCGUUUAUAAUUGUUACCUUUUCUUUUGGAUAACCAAUAAGAUGAACUAUGGUUGAGAAAAGGCCAAUUAGAGGUGAUCUUUGGUGUAUUCCUCAAGCAUCUUCUCAACUUGUUGUCACCAUUUUAAUGCCCAAUGGUCUAGUAUUUGAGAUACCCUGUUCUCGAGAAGAUAAUUUGGAUAAAAUAAAGAGAAAUGUCUGGAAAGAAGCUGAAAGAGAAGUUCUCUUUCGACUUCUUAAUGAUAUUAAUUGUUACAUAUUCGUUGGUAUAACCCAAGGAGCAAAGGUGGAAGAAUUUUAUGAUGAGAAUCGUCGUCUUUGUGAUCUUCGCCUGUUCACUGCCAUUCUCAAGUUAACUGAACUCGAAGGUGAUAAAGAGGAGAGAAGAGCCAAUGCUGAACUUUCCAUGGCCAUUGGAAUAACCAUCUCGGAACUUGAUCGAUUCAAAAGUGGAGAACCUUUUCACUUUCGUAAUGAUAUAAUUGCUUUUUGUAAAAGUGUCGUCGAGAAAAGGGAAGAGAUGGAUCUUGAUGAUAAAUUAUAUUACAUUCAUCCCCCUGAACUUGAUGAAUCUUAUUUCCUAAAUAAGACAAAGGUCAAUCAGUCAAUGUUAACACUUUGUAUCUGGUCUGGAGGUGAUGAGGAGGGUAAACAAAAUUUCAAACUGGACGUGCCUCAUGAUUGUAAAACCUCAUCCGUUAUCAAUCAGAUAUUGGCCCAAAUCAACAGUUCCCGUUCCUGUGACCACGAGAAAACACAACCUUUAACUGGUAACAAUUUCGUUCUCAAAGUUUGUGGUGUUAAUGAAUAUUUCUUUGGUAAUCAUCCUUUAUAUAGAUACAAGUAUAUUAUCAACUGUCUUUCGCAAAAUAGAUGUCCAAAUUUAAUGUUAGUCGAUAAGAAUCAAGUCUCUCUGGAGAUUGAGAAUCAUCAAUUUCGCAUUCCAUCUUGUAGUAAACGUUCAUCGUCAUUCUCAAAGGUUGAUCCUGGUUCCAAAGAUAUACAUCGAGCUUUAGAAUCAGGCCAAUGUUUACUUUUAUGGAGGUUCGAAAAUUAUUUUAAAAUUAAAAUUCUUUGGGCAACUUAUGUUAAUGUAUCGGAGGUUGAAAAGAUUUUCGUUAAAUGUGGCCUUUACCAUGGAGCUGAGCUUCUUUGUCCACCUAAAGAGACUUCUAGAGUUGACCCUUGGAAUCCAAAAUGGGAUCAAGAGAUUGAAUUUGACAUUUGUUUAGCCGAUUUACCAAGAAGUGCAAGACUUUCCAUCUCAAUUUGUUCAGUUACAACUCGUACCAAGAAAACGGGUGAAACUUGUCCCCUUGCUUGGGGAAAUCUUUCCCUAUUUGAUUAUAAGGCCCGUUUACUUGCGGAAAGGAAGACCCUUCACCUUUGGCCCGCUCCAAAAGAUUUCACUGAGCUUCUUAAUCCUCUUGGUUAUUUAGGUUUAAAUACCAAUAAAGAUUCACCCGGUCUGGAAAUUGAAUUAACCUGGUAUUCAGCAUCAAUCGUUUAUCCACCAGAAGAUAUAACCGAAAGUCAUGCUCAUUUCUGUCGGACUCUGGAUUUUGCCGGAAAGGACAUGGGCUGUAAUGGAGUGGACAUAACUCGCUAUCAAAAGUAUAAACAAGCCGAUGAGAAAGAUUUCGAAUUACUGAAUGAAGUGAUUUCAAGAGAUCCAUUGUCUGAUAUGACUGUUCAAGAGAAAAAUUUAAUCUGGCGAAUGAGAGAUCAUUGUCUUAAAAUUCCCGAUUCACUGCCCAAAUUUCUUGACGCUGUUAAAUGGAAUUCACGUGAUGAGGUGUCCCAAUUGUAUAAAUUAUUGAAACAAUGGCCUCCGGUGAAAGCAGAUACUGCCCUGGAACUACUGGACUGUAAAUAUACCGAUAUAACGGUUCGUAAUGCUGCUGUUAAAUGGUUAGAUGAUAGUUUAUCCGAUGAAUUACUCUCACAAUAUUUACUUCAAUUGGUUCAAGUGAUCAAAUUUGAACCUUAUUUGGACAAUGGUCUUUCACGAAUGCUGCUUAAACGAGCCCUUCUCAACCGACGUAUUGGUCACUACUUUUUCUGGCAUUUAAAAGCUGAAAUGCACGAUCCUUCAGUUCAACUUCGAUUCUCUAUUCUAUUGGAAGCAUUUUGUCGUGGCCUUUGUUCAAAUUUCUUACAAUCGACCCUUAAACAAGUGGAAGCCCUCGAAAAGUUAACCAUUCUCACGGAAGCACUUAAAUUAAAGAAAGAUGAUAAUCGAGAGAGGAUUAAAUUUUUCUCCGAUCAAAUGAGAAAAGAAAAUUAUAUUGAGGCCUUAGAAAAUUUUCCAAGUCCAUUAAAUCACACAAUUACCUUAGGUAAAUUGCGUCUUGAUGAUUGUCGCAUCAUGGAUUCAGCUAAGAAACCUCUUUGGCUUGUAUGGUCUAAUCCCGAUCCUUAUGCGGACCUUUACGCCUCUCAUAGUGCCAUUAUCUUUAAAAGUGGAGAUGACCUUCGUCAGGACAUGUUAACCCUCCAAGUGAUCAGAAUUUUUGACCUAAUCUGGCGACGAGAAGGUUAUGACCUGAAAAUGUUACCAUACACUUGUUUAGCUACAGGUAAUCAAGUUGGUAUGAUUGAAGUUGUUCCUCGAGCUAAAACGGUAAUGAACAUCCAACGAACCGGUGGACGAAUGGCCGCUUUUCAAGUUGAUUCAACUCAAUUACAUAAAUGGAUUAGGGAAAAUAAUGUCGCUAAUUAUGAUCAAGCUGUUGAUACAUUUACUAAAUCAUGUGCAGGCUAUUGUGUGGCAACUUUUAUCCUCGGUAUUGGUGAUCGUAAUCCUGAUAAUAUAAUGAUCAAUGAAGAUGGUCAAAUCUUUCACAUUGACUUUGGUCAUUUUCUUGGUCAUUUUAAGAAAAAGUUUGGUAUCAAUAGAGAACGUGUUCCUUUUGUAUUAACCGAUGAUUUCUUAUGUGUAAUUUCAAAAGGCUCUGAGAAUCCAAAAAAGAGUAAAGAAUUUGAAAAGUUUACCGAGCUUUGUGGAUUAGCAUAUUUAUCCUUACGUCGACAUGCUAAUCUUUUAAUCACUUUGUUCACAAUGAUGCUUUCCACCGGUAUACCUGAGCUUCAAUCCAUAGAUGAUAUUGGUUAUCUAAGGAAAACACUACAAGUGGAAAGAAGUGAAGAAGAAGCUCUGAAAUACUUUAACAAUCAAUUUUUCGAGGCUCACGGAGGUGCUUGGACCACGAAGAUCGAUUGGUUUUUCCAUAAUAUUGCCCAUUUCAAGAAUUAGUUUACACGUACUUUCAGUUAAUUGUUAUCCAUUUUUUUCUUGUUUUCUUUUUUUUUUGUUCGGUGAUCAUUUCCUUUCGCAAUGUCCUAUCCAUUCACAUAUUAAUUGUUUAACUAAUUGUUUUUCCAUAUCUACACUCACAGAAACACACUAUCAGUACACACAACCAGCAUUAACCAACUCACCUCUCACUCAAACAAAUAUAAAACAAAUUUAUAUACAUAUUUACAUAUAUUACUGACUAAUUGAUCUAUUAAUAGUAUGAACCUGGUAUUUGCUCAUCUCGAUUGUCCCUUAAUACCAGAAUUGUAUAAAUCCAAACUCAAUCCCUUUCUCCCUGAUUCCCAUAUCAUGACUAAUCCCUUUUCUCAGAUUCUGGAAGAUAUUUUCUAAAUCACGAUUAAUUGUUUAACCUUUUUUUUUUCCUCUUGUGUCCCAAAAGCAUUUUACAAACACCAAAUACUAAG
Panonychus citri (citrus red mite) is the source of this 4156-nucleotide messenger RNA. Its product is annotated as phosphatidylinositol 4,5-bisphosphate 3-kinase catalytic subunit alpha isoform-like. Gene Ontology annotation, biological process: phosphatidylinositol 3-kinase/protein kinase B signal transduction; cell migration; phosphatidylinositol-3-phosphate biosynthetic process. The transcript is spliced from 3 exons. Gene Ontology annotation, molecular function: 1-phosphatidylinositol-4-phosphate 3-kinase activity; 1-phosphatidylinositol-3-kinase activity. NCBI's taxonomy places the organism in Eukaryota, Metazoa, Arthropoda, Arachnida, Trombidiformes, Tetranychidae. The coding region runs from base 483 to 3689 and encodes 1068 amino acids. Gene Ontology annotation, cellular component: cytoplasm; phosphatidylinositol 3-kinase complex; plasma membrane. The record is from RefSeq and is a predicted model, not a curated record.